Messenger RNA from Rasamsonia emersonii CBS 393.64, 747 nucleotides. RefSeq lists its product as uncharacterized. Gene Ontology annotation, biological process: cytoplasmic translation. Lineage: Eukaryota; Fungi; Ascomycota; Eurotiomycetes; Eurotiales; Trichocomaceae. The record is from RefSeq and is a predicted model, not a curated record. Bases 1 to 747 code for a protein of 248 amino acids. The transcript has 4 exons. Gene Ontology annotation, cellular component: cytosolic large ribosomal subunit. Gene Ontology annotation, molecular function: mRNA binding; structural constituent of ribosome.
AUGGAAUAUGUUGGUGAAAAAUCCGCAUAUGUUUUCUAUCUCUGGUUUCUCGUAUUAAGAAAAAAGAAUUCUCUGCGCAGAGAAGUCGGAAAGGGGAGGCGCGGCCAAGGGCAGCGGCGGUCACGUGUCCCACAAUUAGCGAGGCUGAUCCGCACCACAAUUGUAUCAUCCAAGAUCGGUGCACCGCAAGACGUCUCGACUCAACCACUCAACGCCCAACGACCAGAUCUCGUCUCGACCGGCUACGCAUCGGCAGCAUUCAAGAUGCGUACCUACGACGACACCUUCAGCGGCCAGAAGAUCUACCCUGGCAAGGGUAAGCUGUACGUCCGUGGCGACAGCAAGAUCUUCCGCUUCCAGAAUGGAAAGUCCGAGUCUCUCUUCCUGCAGCGCAAGAACCCUCGCCGGAUAGCUUGGACCGUCCUGUACCGUCGCCAGCACAGGAAGGGUAUCUCUGAAGAAGUUGCCAAGAAGCGUACCCGCCGUGUCAUCAAGUCCCAGCGUGCUAUUGUCGGUGCCUCCCUCGACGUGAUCAGGGAGCGACGAAGCAUGCGCCCCGAGGCCCGUGCUGCCGCUCGUCAGCAGGCCAUCAAGGACGCCAAGGAGAAGAAGGCUGCCGCGGAGAGCAGGAAGAAGGCGGAGAAGGCCAAGCAGGCGGCCCAGGCUGCUCAGGGCAAGGUCCAGCGUAUCCAGAGCAAGCAGGGUGUGAAGGGCGCUCCUCCCAAGGUCACCGCUCGGUCUCGUUAG